Molecule: messenger RNA, 753 nt
Organism: Lathyrus oleraceus (garden pea)
Lineage: Eukaryota; Viridiplantae; Streptophyta; Magnoliopsida; Fabales; Fabaceae
Exons: 1
Coding region: 1-753 (250 amino acids)
Source: RefSeq, a predicted model, not a curated record
AUGUUGGAUGGUGACAACUUUGAGAAAGUUGGUGAAUGCGAAUCGUCAAAGCAAACAUGGGAAAUCUUAGAGAAGGCAUACACAUGGGCUGACAAGGCGAAGGUGGUGAGAUUACAAACUCACAAACUUCAACAACUUGAAUUGAUUCAAAUGGAGGUAAAUGAUACAAUCAAAGAUUUCACAACAAGAAUCACUCAAUUAGUGAUUCAAGUGAAGGCAUGUGGAGAAACAUUCAUGGGGCAGUAUGUUGUCGCAAAAAUCUUACGUUCUUUAAUGCCAAGAUUUGACAAUGUUGUUGUAGCGAUUGAGGAAUCAAAGGAUUUUGUGACAAUGAGCAAAGAGAAGUUGCAAAGAUCUCUUGAGGCUCAUGAGAAAAUGAUGGAGGGGAGAAAUAAUAAUAAGGCAAAGACAGUGAUCUCAUGGCAAGCUCAGUUCAACGAGAAGGACAAGAGAUUGAAAGGAAAAUGGCACAUGAAGAGUAAAGGGAAUUUUCAAAAAAUUUAUGGAAGAAAGUCCCAAAGUUCCAAAAAUUCGACUUUUCAAAGGGGUGAGAGAAGCUGCAAAAAAAAUGAUGGUCAAGACAACUUUAGAGGUGAAAAAAGAGGUUUGAUAAAAGUAAGAAGCAGUGCUUUAAGUGUCAAAGAUUCAGUCAUUUUGCAAGAGAGUGCAAUGCAAACAAGAAGGAACCUCAAGAAGAUAAAGCCAAGAUUGCAAGACAAGAGUUUGAUGAGGAGAAUAUACUCUUGGUCAUGA